This is a messenger RNA of Vespula pensylvanica (western yellowjacket), 1445 nucleotides long. RefSeq names its product putative GPI-anchor transamidase (gene PIG-K). Bases 352 to 1383 code for a protein of 343 amino acids. The transcript has 4 exons. Gene Ontology annotation, cellular component: GPI-anchor transamidase complex. Gene Ontology annotation, molecular function: GPI-anchor transamidase activity. Gene Ontology annotation, biological process: attachment of GPI anchor to protein; protein localization to cell surface; proteolysis. The record is from RefSeq and is a predicted model, not a curated record. NCBI's taxonomy places the organism in Eukaryota, Metazoa, Arthropoda, Insecta, Hymenoptera, Vespidae.
UAGAGGCACUACACAAGAUACUCGUAAUCUACACAAGUUUAUACACCAAUACAAUAAGCAGAUAAUAGGGACAGUAUUUGCGUUUGUAAUUCAUAUUUUGUUCAUACAUGUCGCUGAAAGCACAGUUUUUCUAUACGUAUUUUAAAAUAAACUUAUAAUAUAAUAUAUACAUGUAAUGUAAUCUUCGUUCGUAUUUAUCGUGGCGCUAGUAUUGAUUCGUUUUAAGAGGUUAAAGUUUCUUUAUUUUUCGAAUCUUAUUUUUAUAAUAUUCUAGUGUAAAUUGGAAGAUGACAUUUAAACUAUAUAAAAUAGAAUUGUAUAUAUCAGUACUGUGUAUAUAAAACGUACAAAAUGCAAUCGACUUUUGCAUUUGUAAUAAUCAUCUUUUCCAUGUCAACAAUUUCAUGUUAUCAGAGAUCAUAUUCAAAGGAUUUAAGUAAUUCUAAAGAAACAGGACAUUCAAAUAAUUGGGCAGUGCUAGUUGAUACAUCUCGAUUUUGGUUCAACUAUAGACAUAUUGCAAAUGUAUUAUCUAUAUAUAGAAGUGUAAAACGUUUAGGAAUACCUGAUUCUCAAAUCAUUCUUAUGAUCGCCGAUGACAUGGCAUGUAAUCCUAGAAACCCUAGGCCUGCUACUGUCUUUAAUAAUGUUAAACAACACAUCAAUGUUUAUGGAGAUGACGUGGAAGUUGAUUAUAGAGGUUAUGAAGUUACCGUAGAAAAUUUUGUAAGAUUAUUAACUGGUCGAUUGGCACCAGAGACUCCAAGAUCCAAAAAGUUACUUACUGAUGAAAGAUCUAAUAUAUUAAUUUAUUUGACUGGUCAUGGAGGUAAUGGAUUUCUAAAGUUUCAAGAUUCCGAAGAAAUAACUAGUCGAGAGCUUGGAGAUGCUUUAGAACAAAUGUGGCAAAAGAGAAGAUAUCAUGAAAUAUUAUUUAUCGUAGAUACAUGCCAAGCAAGUUCUAUGUAUGAAAAAUUUUAUUCUCCAAAUAUUUUAGCAAUAACUUCUAGUUUGGUAGGAGAAGAUUCUUUGUCGCAUCAUGUGGAUCCUGCUAUAGGUGUAUAUGUUAUAGACCGAUUUACAUAUUAUGCUCUAGACUUUUUAGAGAAAGUAGAACCUACCAGUAGUAGAACAUUAGGAGAAUUUCUCAAAAUAUGUCCAAAACACUAUUGUUUAUCUACAGUUGGUGUAAGAAAAGAUUUAUUUAAACGAGAUCCCGAUAAAGUUCCUAUUACAGACUUCUUUGGUUCAGUAAAACCUAUAGAGAUCACAAAAAACAUAAUAAAUGUCCUCCCUAUAAAAUCGAAUAAAACAAGAUUGAUAGAAUCAGAAGAGAGAUAUAAUUAUGUUUCUCAAUUUCCAGAUAUAACGCAAUACACGUAAGCUGUUUCAAUAUUUGUAUUUAUAUCAGCAUUACUUUUAUUAAACAUAGUCCUUAAAAAUUA